Messenger RNA from Centropristis striata (black sea bass), 3080 nucleotides. Its product is annotated as tricarboxylate transport protein B, mitochondrial. The record is from RefSeq and is a predicted model, not a curated record. Bases 3 to 956 code for a protein of 317 amino acids. The transcript has 9 exons. Lineage: Eukaryota; Metazoa; Chordata; Actinopteri; Perciformes; Serranidae. Gene Ontology annotation, biological process: mitochondrial citrate transmembrane transport.
AUAUGCAGGAUAAAGGCACAUUUAUCAGCCCUUUCGUCAGACCGCGGUGUCUGGCGGCAGCGGCGCCGGCGGGGAAAGCGAAAUUAACUCACCCGGGAAAAGCUAUUCUGGCAGGUGGAAUUGCAGGUGGCAUAGAGAUCUGCAUCACCUUCCCAACAGAGUAUGUCAAGACCCAGUUACAAUUGGACGAAAAGGCUAAUCCACCCAAAUACAGAGGAAUAGGUGACUGUGUGAAACAGACAGUAAAUGGUCACGGUGUUAAAGGACUGUACAGAGGACUCAGCUCACUGCUGUAUGGAUCCAUACCCAAAUCUGCAGUCAGGUUUGGGAUGUUUGAGUUCCUCAGCAACCGUGCGAGAGAUGAGAACGGUCGCCUGGACAGCACCAGAGGCCUGCUGUGUGGGCUUGGAGCCGGAGUCAUGGAGGCUGUUCUCGUGGUCUGUCCCAUGGAAACUGUCAAGGUUAAAUUCAUUCAUGACCAGACUUCAAGCAACCCUAAAUACAAGGGCUUCUACCACGGAGUCAGAGAGAUCGUCAGGGAACAAGGGUUAAGAGGGACAUACCAGGGUCUCACUGCUACAGUCCUGAAACAAGGCUCCAACCAAGCUAUUCGAUUCUACGUGAUGACCUCUCUCAAGAACUGGUACAAAGGUGACGACCCCAAUAAAGCCAUGAAUCCUUUGGUGACUGGACUCUUUGGAGCUGUAGCCGGAGCAGCCAGCGUCUUUGGAAACACCCCACUAGAUGUCAUCAAGACAAGGAUGCAGGGUCUGGAAGCACAUAAAUAUAAAAGCACAUUGGACUGUGCAGUAAAGAUCAUGAAAUAUGAAGGUUUGGCAGCUUUCUACAAAGGGACAGUUCCUCGGCUGGGUCGUGUGUGUCUGGAUGUGGCCAUAGUUUUCAUCAUCUAUGAGGAGGUGGUGAAGGUCCUCAAUGUGGUCUGGAAGACUGACUGAGCUGCUGGAUGUACAGAAAGGGCGGCAGCUUCUUGCUUCCCAGGCAUCAGACACAGAUCCGAGUUUCACAGACCUCUUCCAUACUAUAAAACCAGCUAUUGAGGGGUGAGACAGAGAGCUGAAUUUAGAUCAGUGUCAUAUGCUAUUAACAGGAAGCUAAAGAUCUUACAUACAGGGCCUGCAAAGAGGAAAUAAAGCCAAAAAACUGGCUCAGUGUCGCCCACAUCUGGACAGCUGGAGUGUUUGCAGAGCAUUGCUGCUCAGCUCCAAGACAAGACCAAGGGUCAUUUUCACAAGUGGGAUUAUAAAGUUACCCAAAUAACUGUGAAAAAAGAUGCUUCAUCCUAGAGAUACAUCAUUUUAAUGUGAAAGAAAAACCUGUAUAGGUACCACAGGAUUCCUUUAAACAAGAUUUUGGAAGAAAUGUCAGCUUUUUUUCAAGCUAUCUGGUUCACUUACUUGUAAACCUGCUUUGUAAAAGACCCUCCUUUAGCGAAGAACAUUAUUUGGAGUCAUUCACAGCUGUUUUGCUGGUAUGAAUGACGCGUCAUACUGGAUUAUCUUGAGUUUCUUGAGUGUUGCUCUCUGUCUCUUCUUGGUUUUAACUCCAGAGGAGCCUGACUGCAGCUGGUUUCAGUUCACAAUCACAUAAACUGCAGUAACUUCCAUAACUAAGCCUUUAAUAGAAUCAUUUUACAUUUAUAAUAUUGACAAUUAUUUUUAUAAAGUGUAGAUUCUAAUUUAGUUUAUUAUCAGCGUUAUAGUUUUAUUGUAAAGUACGAUCUAUUUUAUUCCUGUGCCAAAUGCCAAACCUAUGAAAGUGUGUUCAGAGUAAGAACAUGCAAAAGUAGCAGAAUGAUUUUAACAAGAGAAGAUGUUAUGAAUUAUAUUGUGACAUACUUUAUAAAUGUAAUUAUUCAAAGUUGAAUGUUGAAUAUAUUGACGGUGGAGGCGUUAAUUGCUGUUGUUUUUUUCUGUGAUCAGGUCAGGGUGUAAAUGUGUUUUUAGGAUGUUAGGAAAAUAUUUCAUUGGCGUGUUUCACUGUGAGUCUAAAUGACACAACAACACUGAGUCAUACAGACCAGGUAACCUCUGACCUCCAGGUCAUAUCCUAACCCAGUUGGCCUCAUGCAGGAAGUGAUAUACAAACAUAUUUCCUCUUUGCUUGUAUCCAAGAUUAGUUAUUAUUUUGUUAAAAUCCAUUGAUUUAUUGAUUUCUGGGAUUCACCAAUUUUGUUUUUUACUCUUGAAAAAGAGUGGUGGAGAACACUCUAAACCUGAUGUGAAAAAAAACCAUACUUGUUUUCACAGUCCAAAUUUUAGGCAACAUACAAUAAUAUAUUAUAAAUUAUUAUAUUUAUUUAUUCGAUUAUAAUGCGUUUUAGCUGUUUUUUAUUUUUUUAAAUACAUUUCCCUGGAACUGAUGCUCUGAAAAAUCACACAUGGUUAAGAACAUUUGGUGCAUCUGGAGCUGACUCCUAUUUUUUCUCUAAACAGAAAGUUAAGUUCUACUGGUUAUAUGUUUUGGUUUCAUAUGAUCCCUACUUCAAUAGUUCCCAACCUGGGGGUCGGGACCCCUGCAGUGGGUCGUGGGAUAAUUAAAUGAAAAGGAAAGAGGAGUAAUAUUCUAUACACAUUUGUGUAAAUUUAUUUCAGGAAAUCUCUCUGGGGUGAAACUUGAACAAUUCAAAGACAUGAUAGUAACCUGUGAUGAGGGGCGAGUGUAAAGGGGUCACCUGUCAAAAAGAUCAUAAAUCACAAUCUGUUCACAUUUAUUUCCAGUGCCGUUCUGUUUGGGUGUUUCAUUCAGGGUUUGUUUUUACUUCUCACUCGUGCCUUUUGCUGUUAUGUUUCUUGGUAAUUGGACAGCAUAAUAAUAAAAACAGCCAUAAUCUGUCAGUAUUACUGUAAUAAUUGUAUUAAAGUACAGAUGGCUUAAGUUCCCCUACUUCUGAAAGAAUGUUAAUCUUUUUGUAGUGUUCUGUUUGAGCAUACAAAAUGCUUGUGUUCAGUCCUGCCAAAUAGCCAAGAGAAAAUGUUAUUAUCGCAAAUGAAUAUAUUCUGAGGCUGUGUGUGUCAUCUGUGUGGUUCUUUAUGAUGAAGCUUGUGCAAUAAUAAACAGCG